Molecule: messenger RNA, 531 nt
Organism: Leptopilina heterotoma
Lineage: Eukaryota; Metazoa; Arthropoda; Insecta; Hymenoptera; Figitidae
Product: histone H2A-like
Exons: 1
Coding region: 100-474 (124 amino acids)
Cellular component (GO): nucleosome
Molecular function (GO): protein heterodimerization activity; structural constituent of chromatin; DNA binding
Source: RefSeq, a predicted model, not a curated record
GGUAAAUUCGGCGACGGUUCAGUAUCAUUCGACUCGAACAACUGAGCAAUCAGUUAUCCUCGACCAAAUUUAUUCGCUGAACAUAAAAAGUAAUUAAAAAUGUCUGGACGUGGUAAAGGAGGAAAAGCGAAGACAAAGUCAAAGACACGUUCAAGUCGUGCUGGACUACAGUUUCCUGUUGGUAGAAUUCAUCGUCAUUUGCGUAAGGGAAAUUACGCUGAACGUGUUGGAGCUGGUGCGCCCGUUUAUUUGGCAGCUGUCAUGGAAUAUUUGGCUGCUGAAGUCUUGGAAUUGGCCGGUAAUGCUGCGAGAGACAAUAAGAAAUCGAGAAUCAUUCCAAGACAUUUGCAAUUGGCCGUCAGGAACGACGAGGAAUUGAAUAAACUUCUUUCUGGAGUUACCAUCUCUCAAGGUGGAGUUCUGCCCAAUAUUCAGGCAGUUCUUUUGCCCAAGAAGACAGAGAAGAAGGCUUAAAUAAUUCCUUUUUCCGCACGACAAACGAAAACAAAAAAAUACAAUCGGCCCUUUUCA